GUUUGGCUGAAAGUUAUAAUGAAUCGUUUUAGGUAUCUAUUCGAAUUUUACUUAUUAUUCAGGAAUUGCAACAUGCACUAAUGGUAUCGUGGUAUCAUCACCUGACUAAUAGGAAUAAGCGUAUCUAUGUUAAAAAUUAGAAUACGUAGGAACGUAUAAAUUAACUUGAAGGCAUAAGUCAUAAGAGCCAUAAAUUAGCGUUACACCAAGAGUCGGUAAAAUAGACUAUGCGAUAAAUCCAUCACGUACGUUCGAUUACGUUGAGGUAACAGUAGUGAAAUGAUUUUAAUCGGGAGUAUUAGGAUGUUUUUAAACUUAUUUUACGAAAAGAUUGCGAUACGAGUAGAAAAAUCGAUAUUUAAGAAAACAAUGAAAUCUCAGGUAGAAACCGAAUUUGAUUUCUACUAAGAUUCGCAAAGAGCAACGAUACAAGAAAGGUAAGAAAAAGGGGGAGGAAAGUAAGUUUGAUGGGGCUGAUAAAGUGACGUUCGAUUUCGUGGGUAUUUGUUGAGUACUUAAAACUAAAGACACUAAACGUGACAGAAGAUAAGAAUGGCAGAUUCGAUUCGCUCGAGUUUGGUAAUGAUUGGUAUAAAUUCAAGGAAGAAUCGAAUCUUUAGUCAUAGAACAAUCGGGGGGCACGAAAAAGGAAAAUAGUUAAAUCGCUGACGAAAGUCGAAAAAAGAAAGGGUGAAAGUGCGAAAUAAAAAAUGACAGAGGGAAAGAAAGGUGUCGUACCAGGAAGGUUUCGACAGCUAUUUGUAGCGUUGGUCGCGAACAUUUCGACUUUUUCGUUUGGAACGAUGGUCGGCUGGCUGUCACCGUCGAUACCGCAAUUACAAAGCGACAAUCCUCCCGUGGAUAACGAACCGAUGACAGACGAAGCCGCGUCCUGGUUGACAGGGAUCAUGUGUCUAUCGGCAGCUUUCGUCAGCUUGAUAGUCGGUGUGAUAGCGGACAGAUACGGACGUAAAGUAGCCGGUUGUCUGAUGGGUUUGCCCCUUUGUGCCACCUGGUUGUGUACCAUCUUUGCAAGUAAACACAUGCAUUUGUUUAUCGCGCGUUUCUUCUCGGGGAUGAGCGGUGGAAUGGCUUUGUUUUUGAUACCGCUCUACGUGUCCGAAAUCGGUUGCGAUGAAAUUCGCGGUAUGCUAGGCAGCCUGUUGGUAUUUCUUUUGAACGGUGGUCUUUUAUUGGGUUACAUACUCGGCGCGGUGCUCCCCUAUCGCGUGUUCACGAUCAGCAUGCUCGUAUGGCCGUUACUUUAUAUCUUGUUCUUCGUGUUCGUACCGGAGUCACCCGUGUACUUGUUGCGACGUAAUCGUCUGGACGAUGCUGCGAGAUCCCUAAGCUGGCUAAGAGGGGGGGACAAGUUGACAGCAGAGCGGGAGAUGGUACGUCUGCAACUGGAAGCAAAAGAGCGAAACGUUUCGGGGAGAUCGGUCAAACUAUCGGAUUUAUUUCGAGAUCGAGCGACGACGAAGGGACUGUUGAUCGUACUGGGGCUGUUCGCUGGUCAACAAUUAGCUGGAAUAAUCGCGAUGAUAAGCUAUACGGAAACUAUAUUCAGAAUCGCUGGAAGUUCAUUGUCUCCGAACGGUUCAGCGAUUAUCGUCGGGGUCAUUCAAGUAUUCGGCUCCUGCUUAUCUACCGCGUUCAUGGAAAGAAUCGGUAGAAGACCGUUGCUUCUAACAUCUGCCGCGGGAAUGGGUGUUUGUCACUUCGUAAUCGGAGUCUUCUGUUACCUGAAAACGCUCGAAUAUGACGUUGCCAGUUUCAGUUGGAUCCCCGUCGUAGCUUUGUCCGUUUUUAUGAUUACCUAUGCAUUGGGAUUAGGACCAGGACCGUAUGUGAUAUCUGCCGACAUACUCAGUCAAGACAUAUCCAGUUUAGUCGCUACCAUUGGAAUGUUCUUCGCAUGGAGCAUGGCGUUCGUUGUCGCUAAACUGUUUCCGACCUGCGUCAGCCUGUUGGACGUGCACGGUUGCUUCUUUCUACUGACUACCUUUUGCGCGGCUACGUUCGUUUUCAUCUUCACUAUCCUUCCAGAAACGAAAGGUCAACCUCGCCAACUAAUUUUGGAUCGACUUAACGGAAGGGUGAAUAAAAAACAAUAUGUUUUGUCGAGCAACAUUAUCGGAAAAAACAUGUCGCCAUCCGAAUCGAUUUGAGGAUUCAUCUCUCAUCAUCAGCAGCGAAUGUGUAUGUAUGGUUUCGUAAAUCGA
Molecule: messenger RNA, 2225 nt
Organism: Osmia lignaria (orchard mason bee)
Lineage: Eukaryota; Metazoa; Arthropoda; Insecta; Hymenoptera; Megachilidae
Source: RefSeq, a predicted model, not a curated record